This is a messenger RNA of Priapulus caudatus, 1361 nucleotides long. RefSeq names its product 39S ribosomal protein L2, mitochondrial-like. Gene Ontology annotation, cellular component: ribosome. Gene Ontology annotation, molecular function: structural constituent of ribosome; RNA binding. Bases 116 to 1123 code for a protein of 335 amino acids. NCBI's taxonomy places the organism in Eukaryota, Metazoa, Priapulida, Priapulimorpha, Priapulimorphida, Priapulidae. The transcript is spliced from 5 exons. Gene Ontology annotation, biological process: cytoplasmic translation. The record is from RefSeq and is a predicted model, not a curated record.
UGGCUGCUCCCACAUGAAAGUCAAAUUCGACAAUGCUUUGAUUUAUUAAUUGAUCAAUUCCUUCACUUUUGUAUUUCCAAUUAUCGUUAGAAAUAUUUAGUCUCGCGUCUUCAGAAUGUUGGCCAGCACGCUCGCCCGCUCUCUGCAGCGUCUGACGAUUCGGGUUGCCGCGGCGACGCAGCCGUCUCUGCGACCGUCGCUAACAACAACCGCCGCCUCCAGUCGUCUGCUACCGGCAGCGAGCCUGCAGCAGACGCCGUCCUUCGUCGCUCAGAGCUCUGCGCCGCUAGCGAGAGGUUUCCACACGACGACACCGCUGUGUAAAAAGCUGAGAGGACGCAAGCACAAGGUUCACCUGCGGUUUCAACGGAGGGUCAUCGUUACGAAGAUGCCGGCGUCGGGGUACACGACAAAGGCACUGCCAUGCACGAAGACGGGAGGGCGAGAUCUAGUGACAGGUCGGGUCGUUAACCACAGAAGAGCCGGGGGAAACAAGGUUAAAUUCCGAAUGGUUGACAUGCAUCGCAUAGGACCAACGGAAGGCGAACCGCUCCAAGAAAAGGUGAUGUCCAUACACUACGACCCGCUGCGGAGCGCGAAGAUAGCGCUGGUUGCCGGGGGCGACAAGAAACGCUUCAUCCUGGCGACGUGUAACAUGAAGGCCGGCGACAUCAUCAACACGUCCGGUCACAUUCCGCGGAUACCAGUGAAGGCAUACGAAGGAGAUGCCUACCCGCUAGGGGCGCUACCGGUCGGUACGGUCGUCUGCUGCGUUGAGCGUUACCCCGGCGACGGCGGAAAGGUGGUGCGCGCCGCGGGAACGUCGACGACGAUCCUCCGGCGCGUUGCCGGCGGCGACGUGAUCGUUCAGCUUCCGUCGCGGCGCGAGAUGCGCGUGAGCGAGCGAUGCGUCGCGGUCGUCGGCCGCGUCUCCAACCCGGACCACGACAAGCUGACGCGCGGCUCGCCGCAGGCAAGCAGGUGGCUCGGCUACCGUCCGAAGAGUGGCUGGAGGCAGAAGAAGACUGGUUACCACGGACGCAAGCUGCGGCGGCCGAAGCCGGCGAGGGUGUACGACGCGCCGCCCGUGCGAGCGUACAGCGUACACCAGCUCAACCUGUGAUCAUCACCACCAGGCGGCAGCAGCGGGCGGUCGAGGAGCGGGGAUGGAUGCGGCGGGUUAACGUGGAGACGGACGUGGAGUGGAGGUAGGGAGAUGUGGCGGUGGCAGCAGUAGGCAGCAGUAGCAACAGAGGUAGGGGUUAACACUGUAGCAGGGUCGAGGAAAAGACGGAAAUAUCGUAAAGUUACUCGUGAGUUUCACGAGCCAUCUCAGAGUGUCUCGUACGCAGUGUAUAGAG